AUGUCCGGUCCCCUUGCCUUGGGCCACUCUAAAUCCCCAAAGAAAUGGAUAUCCAAGAUCUUCCGGACCAAGUCUAUCUCGACCGUCGAUACUGCCGACGCUGCAUCCAUGAUCGAGCCGCUGGUUGGAGAGGCCCUCGAAUCUGUCAAGGCCACUUCGGCCGAUGAACGUCAGACGUUUGUCAGUUUGAUGGAGAGGGCACAGACAAUGGAUCCGGAGGAGUUCCGAGCAUAUUUGAGAGAACAUCAGAAGAAGGAGAAUGAGAAAUACCGUCAUAUGGGAGGUGGACCCAGACGCGGAUAUAUUAAAAACAUGGGACAAAGCGAAGCAGCGUGCCUGCGGCUCGAUGAGCAACUACAGAAUGUGCUCAUAACCAAACAACUUUCGACUUUGAUAUAUUCUCCCAGCUCAGGUGCAAUCUCCAUGCGGACGAAGACUAAGCUGCUGAAGCUGUCAACAUGCACCAAAUCAUCCUCGAUGUUAGGCAUUUUCUUGAUCGGCGAUUUCAACUCGUUGAUUCGGGUGGACGGACAUUGGGCAUCACCUCUCAUGUCCAUAUGUCUUCAGCAGGCGCAUUUCAUUCAUGGACGGAUUCAUAUAUUUGAUCUGAGCGUCCAUCCAUCUGCCAAGUUUGUGAACAUCAACGGUAUCUUCUUGCAAGCGCCUCGCCGACUUCCGUCCAUCUCCUCAAUGGCUUUACCGCGAGAUUUAGUGCGAACGCUCAUAUUGGAAGAAUCCUCCAGCAACCUAGGGGAGCAUGGGCGAAAUGAAGUCACAAUUAAGACAAAUUAUGUCUCGUUACCACCGCAGGCCCUCAUGAUUCUAUUCGGAAAACUCCCCGGCGAAACCUACGACUCGAUCCGGCCUCAUCUGAACUUCCUCCAGGAAUACUUCAAUGUGGAAGAAUUUUCGGGGACAGGCAUGAAUGAGGCGCAAAGACAACUGCAUAUUUUUCUCCGCAGUAUUUUCGCCUACAAUCGUCUUCUCGCGUCCAUUGCUCGCCGGGACGCGAUCCCUGCAAUUCAAGAUCCAGGAUAG
Rhinocladiella mackenziei CBS 650.93 is the source of this 1038-nucleotide messenger RNA. RefSeq lists its product as uncharacterized. The record is from RefSeq and is a predicted model, not a curated record. Bases 1 to 1038 code for a protein of 345 amino acids. The transcript is spliced from 4 exons. NCBI's taxonomy places the organism in Eukaryota, Fungi, Ascomycota, Eurotiomycetes, Chaetothyriales, Herpotrichiellaceae.